CGACAAAAUGUGUGACGAAGUCGGAAUACUGCACGGAUACGGCAGUAGAUCCCGGCUACACUAGCCGUGGGGCAGGCCAUGGCGUUCAGAUUCACUCGACUACGCUUUAUCGUCAUUGCCGUCAACUGAUUUCCGGCGACCUUUUCUGGUGCUCCUGGCGAGCUCGGUUUCAGUGGUGGAGCUGGUGGAGGCUCAUGUUUCAACGCAGCGUCGAUCUACUCCACCAAGUGCCGGUAAGGCCGAUGUGGUCAAGGGACAAAGGCAUCGAGAGUCGUCACAAAUCGACUGCGGGAUCGUAACGCCCAUCAGAGCGCAUGCUCCGCGCACCCAGUCGCGAGCAGGCGAUCAAGCGGCCGCAGCCGUGAGGAUGGCGGCUGCGAUAACCCCGAGCGAGCCGGGGCAGGCCCGGGCACGAACCGCGCGCCCCUGACCUGCAAGCUUGCACGCUGCGUCCCGAGCAGGCACCUCGGCCGGCACGAAAACUCGGAGGAGGGCCGGCGUGCGAUCCCCUGCAACGAGAUAAAAGCGGGGAGGGGACCAUACUGGCGGCAGCCCUCCGAGGCCGGGCGCCGCGUCAUUCCAGCGCCUUCGUGGGCCGCGCCGCCGUUCCGUAAACUGGAAAAACUGGUCGCGGUCGGCGCCGCCGGUGGAGCAGCCGCUCGGACAAAGAGUGGCCGCCCCUUCGACGCCCGAUGUUAUCGGCGUGGUUCCCGGAACGCAGGCGCGCAGCUGGACGACGACGCUUCCGCCGGACCUUCGUCGGUGAAAGCAGGCACGCCAAGAAACAGUGAAACCAUGGCGAGUGACAAGGGAUGCGCGCCCACGUCACUGUGCACACCGAUUCGCGAGGUCAGCACUGAAUGCGCUUUGAUAACGCUCCCUGAAGCCGUGGCCCCCAUCGACUGCUGACUUUGUGUGGGAGAGCUUGUGCGAAGGAGUCCCGGCGCUUAUCGUGUGAAUUCUCGACUGACGUAUUGUUGUGAAGCGAUUGUUUUUUUCGCCAUUGGAUGGAUAACAAUUGAAACUGGAGACGCGAACAGCGAUCGACGGUGGGAGGAACGACAACGGUACCGCUCAGUGAUUGCAUUCCCUGUAACACGCUCGUUGCGUCGUCCUAAAUUUGAGUAGAACCCUUUUCGUAAGCCUCCUGGUUUGUGUCCCGAAGGUGACAUCGCUCUGUGGAUAAGCGGCCCUUCGCACCUUGGUCCGCGGCUUCAUGCAAGCUUGCAAAGAGUUCUCAACGCUACCUCGGAGUACUUGGGUCUGGGGACCGCCCGAAAGCGACGAGGGGUGCGCAACGGCCUGAGCUGCGAAGGCGGAGCGUUCCCAACCAACCUCCCCCCGGCGGCACGCAGUGAGACCGACCCAGCAGCCCGGCGACGCGCCAACCGGUCAUUCCAGUCAAGGAGGCCAGCGGUGCUGUUCGCGUGAAACCUGUGAUGUGCCGCCGCGCCGCCGGGUGACUGGCGCCGCGGCGAUGCGCUCUCCGCCACCAUCCCCGCUGCUGCAGCAGGCGGCAUGAGGCGGUCGGCGGCCCUGCUGCUGGCCCUGCUCUGGUGGCUGCGAGCGGCCGCGCAGCCCGGCGUCGUCGCUGCUCGUUACGUGGCGCCCGAGGACUGCCGAUGGGAGCCGCUGGACGCCACCGGGGUGGCGCUCACCUGCGCCGUGCGCGCGCUCAGCGGAGGCCCCGAGCCGAGCAACUUCAGCCUCAUCCAGCCGGGACACACAGCGCGGCUCACGGUGCGUUGCGACGACCUGCUCUUCCAGAGCGACCUCACCAACGGCUCGUUCGCCCACCUCAGCGGGCUGCGCUCGCUCAGCAUCGAGCGCUGCAAGCUCGAGGAUGUACCGGCACUCGCGUUUGCCGGCCUCGCCGAGCUUCAGAACCUCAGCCUGCGCACCUACAACACAGAGUGGGGAAAGCUGUCGCUGCGCCUGGCGCCCGACAGCCUGGCGCCCCUCCGGCAGCUCGUCGCGCUGGACCUGAGCCGCAACAACAUGGACUACUUGCCGCCAUCGAUCCUGUGUCCCCUCGUUCAACUCGCGCAGCUGAACCUGACGCGCAACCGUUUCGCGGACGCCACCAGAAUGGGGUUCGCCGAAGCGCGUUGUUCUCCGCUGGUGCAGAAGCUGGACGCGGCCUACAACCGGCUGCGCCUGCUGCCCGAAAAGGCGUUCGCCUCGCUGCGGCAGCUGCGAGAGCUCAAGCUGGACCACAACCAGAUCGCGCGUGCCGAGCAAGGGGCGCUGUUCGGGCUCUCGCGCCUGCACAACCUUGACCUGGCGCACAACGCGUUGGUCGCGCUGCCGCCGCGCUUCCUGCAGCCGGCGGAGAUGCUCUCGGAACUGUACCUGCGCAACAACUCGCUGAGCGCCCUGCCGCCGGCUCUGUUCGCGGGGCUGCACCAGUUGACCAUGCUCGACCUGGCGCACAACCAACUGAGCUCAGGAUGGCUCGGAGCCCCAGACACCCUGGCGGAUUUGACGCGACUCGCUGUACUCGAUCUGUCGCACAAUCGGCUCACGAGGCUGGACGACGCUGCUUUUCGGUCGCUGCACAAUCUUCAAACACUUCAGCUGCAGCACAACCUGAUCGAGUCGAUCGCGGACUUGGCGUUCGCGUCGCUUUACAACCUGCACACGCUAGUCCUAAGCCACAACCGCCUGAAAUUUGUGGGAACGCACAUGUUCACCGGCCUUUCGUCGCUCGGUGGCCUUUAUGUGGACCAUAACCGACUCGAGUCUCUGGCACCAGACGCCUUUCACAACGUGACCAACCUUCAGGAGAUCAUCCUCGCUGGAAACAGGCUCUCGUCUGUGCCACGGGUUGUGCAGACUCUGCAGCUGCUUCGCUCCCUCGACGUGGCCGACAACAUGGUCGCGGACAUUCAGAACGCGUCCUAUCAAGGACUGCGCCAGCUGUACGGCCUCAAUCUGAUGGGAAACCACCUAGGGAACUUGAGUCAAGGCGCUUUCCACGAGCUGCCGUCGCUGCGUAUUCUCAAUUUGGCUCGCAAUGGAAUUCAGUCCAUCGAACAAGGCACAUUCGAUGACGUCCCCGACCUUCACGCUUUGCGUUUGGACUCCAAUUUCUUGGACGACGUUAAUGGCCUUUUUAGUAACCUGCACGACCUCAUCAUGCUGAACAUCUCGGCCAACCGUGUGCGAUGGUUCGACUACGCUCUUAUUCCCAUCGGACUGCAGUGGCUCGACAUCCACGACAAUCAGAUAGAGGCGCUGGGGAACUACUUUGAGCUGGAGUCCAUUUUGAAACUGAGGACGUUGGACGUGUCGCACAACAGGCUCACCGACCUCGACUCAUCGUCUCUGCCGAAUGGCAUAGAAAUUGUUUUCUUGAAGGGAAACCAGCUGCGUCGCAUUCAGCCCUUCACUUUUCUCGGUAAACAGAACCUCACACGUGUCGACCUGACGGACAACAAGCUGGAGACAUUGGACAUGACGAUGUUCAGGCUGAGCGAGGUUCCAAGCGGUCGGCCGCUGCCGCAGUUCAUGGUGGCCGGGAACCCGUAUCUCUGCGACUGCCACAUGGAGUGGCUCCAGCGCCUGGGGCAUCUAGACGAUUCGAGGCAGUACCCGCGAGUGAUAGACCUGGCGGACGUGGCCUGCCACCUGAGUUUCAGUCGGAGGAAAGCCACCCUGGCGCUCGUCACGGCGCAGUCGUCCGAGUUCCUGUGCCGGUACCGCAACCACUGCUUCGCGCUCUGCCACUGCUGCGACUUUGACGCUUGCGACUGUGAGAUGGUAUGCCCAGACAACUGCACCUGUUACUACGACCAGAGCUGGAACACCAACAUCGUGGACUGCAGCGCCAGGGCGCACGGCGCGGUUCCCAAGCAGCUCCCGAUGGACGUGACCGAGCUGUACCUGGACGGUAAUGACAUACCGACGUUGUCUAGCCAUACCUACAUCGGUCGAAAGAACAUGAAGGUACUCUACCUGAACAGCAGCAACGUGCAGACCAUCAACAAUCGAACAUUCAGUGGUCUGCGCACGCUCCGAGUGCUGCGGCUAGACCACAACCGACUGGCAACGCUGCACGGCUACGAAUUCGAUGGGCUCGGAGAGCUGAGGGAACUCUACCUUUCGUACAACCACCUGACGAGCAUCAACAACGCCACAUUCCUGCCGCUCAAAUGUCUCGAGGUGCUGCACUUGGACCACAACUACAUCCUCGCAAUGGCCGUCGGGAACCUGCAGCCGCGCCUCAACGACGUGCGCCUCUCGGACAACCCGUGGUCGUGCGACUGCCGUUUCGUGCAGGAGCUGGCGGACUUCCUGCAGAACCGCGGCGCGGACCUGGUGGUGCGCGACCUCUUGAGCGUCCACUGCGUGCACAACGAGACGGCGGUGCUGCCGCUGUGGGAGCUGAACGCCACGUCGUGCACCAACGCGUCGGCGGCGAGCACGCACGCGCGCCACGUCCAAGACCUGCUCCCUCUGCUCGUCGUCGUCGGUGUGGUGUUUCUCCUGCUGGUGUGCGUGGUGGCUGUAGCCUUGGUGUAUCGCCGCCAGAUGAGCGUGUGGUUCUACACCAAGUACGGCGUGCGCGUGUUCCAGCGCGCGCCCGCCGAGGAAGAGAAGCUGUUCGACGCCUUCGUCUCGUACAGCAAGAAGGACGAGGCGUUCGUGGCCCAGAUCCUGGCGCCCGAGCUCGAGUGCGGCAGCCCGCCGUACCGACUGUGCCUUCACUACCGCGACCUGCCCAUGGCCGGUGGCUACCUGACAGACGCCAUCAGCGAGGCCGUCGAGAGCAGUCGGCGGACUAUUGUGAUCCUCUCGGAGCACUUCCUCAAGAGCGAGUGGUGCCGCUACGAGUUCAAGUCGGCCCACCACGAGGUGCUGCGCGGCUGCAGCCACCGGCUGGUGGUCGUCUUCCUCGGCCGGGUCUCCUUCAGGGAGCUGGACCCGGACAUUCGGCUGUGGCUCAAGUCCAGCACGUUCCUGCGCUGGGGCGAGAAGAGGUUCUGGGACAAGCUUCGAUACGCCAUGCCGGACACGCGGCAUCGCAAGGUGGCCGCCGCCUCUGGCAGCCGAAGCGACGUCGCCAGCGUGCACAUCUGACGCCGCCGUGUACAGUGGUGUGCCAGUGCCAAGGUGUAUGUGUGUGUGUGCGCGCGGUGGCUGCCUUGUGGAUUACAUGUGGCCAGGAUAUGCACGGGCUUGGCCCCUUUCAUCUAAGUCAAGUCUCCCCCCAGUUUGCGCUGUGCAGGUAAAAACACCUUCUCUUGCUCUGCUGCCAACGAACUUCGUGACUUCCUGUUUUUUUAACCAAUGACUAUCCGUCUCGAAACUGUACCAACUCCUUUAAGCGGUCGCUGGUUGUAUACGUGAGAACGCUUUCAAACGAACUGGUGGCAUAGGGAGGCCUCUGGGGUCAUGUUUCUCUGUACAUAGACGUGUAAUAUAGCCCCUGUAUGUCAUUUUUUUACUCGUAAUUUAUGAAUUCGUUUCCUCUGCGUCGUACUUGCGUUGCUCUGAAUGACUACCAAGAGCCGAAACAACACGCUGGCACUUCGUGGGACGUAGGCAUUGGACUGUGAUGUACAUUCCUAUGCAGUUUGCGACAUAUUGUGGAGGACUGCCUAACUUGCACAGAUUUCUUUCUUUUUUUUUAGGAAAAUGCUGUGACUUUUUGAAUGUCGGGGAGAAACCGUGUGCCACCAUUAUUUAUUUAUACUUAUUUAAGCGCGAUUUGCAUCCCUACACUACAAUGUUUGUAUCGCGCAUCCUAGACUGUACCAAGUGGCCUCGGUCCUUGGACUCCCGUACUACGAGGAACCUCAGAUUUAUUCGGAAAGUGGACACGCUGCUAUAGAGAUGCCAUGUGAAAGUUUCGUGUCAUAAAAAAAAGAAAAAAAGGACAAUUCAACCGUAAUUCACGCCUCGAAAAAAAAAAUGGUAUUGCGAAAGCCCAUAGGCAAGUAGAUAUCUCUAGGUGUGAGUCUACAAGAGUGUGCGUAAUCCACGUGGUGUCUGAAGGCCUCGAAUAUCAAUUUAGCCCCGCUAUCUCUUGAAACGAAUAUUCCUACGAAUUUUACUCGCCAGUGACCCGGUACCUUCAAUCGCAUAAAUUUUUAGCAGCAGCCUUCACAUUUUCUUCCAUUUUUUCUCGAGAGUUUACAGCCACAAGGCAAGCCUUCAAGGUAAUGUACUUAGUUGUGGUAUGGAUGUGACGCAAACAGCAAAGAAAUCUUUUGGAAGGAACAACUACGGCAAUAAAGCGAAGUGUCUCAACACUUGGAAAUGUUGAA
This is a messenger RNA of Dermacentor albipictus, 6272 nucleotides long. RefSeq names its product toll-like receptor Tollo. The record is from RefSeq and is a predicted model, not a curated record. Gene Ontology annotation, molecular function: protein binding. NCBI's taxonomy places the organism in Eukaryota, Metazoa, Arthropoda, Arachnida, Ixodida, Ixodidae. Gene Ontology annotation, biological process: signal transduction.